GCAGCGCUCAGGACAACAUGGUUGCCUGACUGACUGGGUUGUGUGUUACAGCAGCGUGCUGGAAUCUCAGUGGUGACUCGCUUCACCCACCACCACCACCACCACCACCACCACCACCACCUUCUCCCCCGUCAUAAAGUCCAGGCUCGGAGAGAAUAUCACGACUUGUUGGACUUAUUUCUAUCAUUAAUAGUAUAUGUGCGUCUUUGUUUACAUGUGUAUGAACGACGAGACAACGUGAGGAGAAACAGACCUUAUUAUGUUUGAUCAGUCCAUGUGACUGCCAGUGUAUUUAUCAGUUUUGGACUAUAUUGCUGGAAUGGAACUGAAUUGACGUAAAACCUGCUACAUGCUGCAGUCUUUGAGAAAACGCGUGGACAAGCUGUUCAUGUUCAUGCUUCAACUGAGGACUUCUCGGCAAACGGGACACGCAAAGGGCCAAACAAUGGAAUGCUCUCUCCUGCCUGCACUGCUCACGACUUCAGAGACUGACGUUAAACGGCUUAGUUAGCACUCUGCCUCUCCCCCUAUAACACGUACAGUCAGGGGAAGAAGAGCAUCAAACCAGAAAGGUUUCUUCCGUUAAAGCAACACACCUAACGCCUUCCUUUUUAGUUGAUCACUUUGGAUUUUUUUUUAUUGAAUUCGUAAUCCACCAAAGAACAGACGCCAAGAUGGAUUUGGAGGCGUACCUAUGGAUGGUUGUGAUUGGCUUCAUCAUUGCCUUUAUCCUGGCAUUUUCGGUUGGAGCCAAUGAUGUGGCAAACUCCUUUGGCACAGCAGUGGGGUCUGGUGUGGUCACACUGCGGCAGGCUUGCAUCCUGGCUUCCAUUUUCGAAACUUUGGGAUCCAUGCUGCUUGGUGCCAAGGUGGGUGAGACCAUCAGGAAGGGGAUUAUUGAUGUCAGCCUGUACAAUGAAACAGUGCCCAUACUGAUGGCAGGAGAGGUCAGCGCCAUGGCCGGAUCUGCGGUUUGGCAGCUCAUUGCCUCGUUCCUGAAAUUGCCAAUUUCUGGAACCCACUGUAUUGUGGGAUCUACUAUUGGCUUCUCUAUGGUGGCUAUUGGCACUAAAGGAGUGCAGUGGAUGCAGCUAGUGAAAAUUGUUGCCUCCUGGUUCAUCUCGCCUCUCCUGUCAGGCCUCAUGUCUGGCCUGCUCUUCUAUGUCAUUAGAUAUUUCAUCCUUAAUAAGGACGACCCCGUGCCGAAUGGUCUCCGUGCUUUGCCCCUCUUUUAUGCCUCAACCAUUGGCAUCAACGCUUUCUCUAUCAUGUACACUGGAGCGCCCUUGUUGGGCAUAGAGAUGCUUCCAGUAUGGGCCAUUGCCCUCAUCACCCUGGCAGGAGCGCUGGUAUGUGCAUUAUUGGUCUGGAUUUUUGUUUGUCCUUGGAUGAAAAGGAAAAUAGCAAGUCAGCUGAAAAAGGAGCUUGUUCUCUCUCGCAUUUCUGAUGAGAGUCUAGAUAAGAUCCCUGAGGAGGAAGAGGAGGCUCCAGUGUUUAAAGAGCUUCCAGGGGCAAAAGGCAAUGAUGUUGAACUGCCUCUGACUGCGGAAUCCACUGGGGAGCUGAAUAGCCUGGCAAAUGGGGGCACCGUUCUUCCUAAUGGCCGCAUGUAUGGUCGCACUCACUCAAUGACCAAUGGCUGUUUAAAGUCACCGGUGUCCAACGGAAGUUUUGCAUUCGAUGGCCAUAUGCGCAGUGACGGCCAGGUAUACCACACCGUGCACAAGGAUUCCGGCCUCUACAAGGACCUGCUACACAAGAUCCAUGUGGGUCGGCUAGAGGAGGAGCGGCCUGACCCCAGCCAGCGGAUCCUGCGCCGCAACAACAGCUACACGUGCUACACAGCGGCUAUCUGCGGCAUGCCGGUGCAACCGCUGCGGCGCUCCGAGUCGAGCUCCGCCCAUCCACCAGAGGACAGUGAAAAGCUGGUGGGCGACAGCGUUACCUUCUCCAAGAAGCGCAUACGCUACGACAGCUACUCCAGCUACUGCAACGCCGUAGCCGAGGCUGAGAUAGAGGCUGAAGAAGGUGGCGUGGAUGUGAAACUGGAAGCUCAGAAGCGUGAUUCUAUGACUGGUGAUGGGGAAGCCUUGGAGGACUGUGUCGAUGAGGACAAAGACGACAAGGAUAAGCCACAGGUCUUCCUGCUCUUCCAUUUCCUUCAGAUCCUCACUGCCUGCUUCGGGUCCUUCGCACAUGGUGGCAAUGACGUCAGUAAUGCCAUUGGCCCAUUGGUAGCCCUAUGGAUGAUAUACGACCAAGGUGGAGUGAUGCAGGAUGCAGCCACUCCUGUGUGGCUCCUGUUUUAUGGCGGUGUGGGCAUCUGUGCCGGCCUGUGGGUCUGGGGGCGCCGCGUCAUCCAGACUAUGGGCAAGGACCUCACUCCCAUCACACCAUCCAGUGGAUUUUGCAUUGAAGUAAUGAGUGCUCUAACAGUGCUUGUUGCUUCAAAUGUGGGCGUUCCUAUAAGCUCCACUCACUGCAAGGUGGGAUCAGUGGUGGCUGUUGGCUGGCUGCGCUCACAGAAAGCGGUAGACUGGCAUCUCUUCAGGAACAUUUUCCUGGCCUGGUUCGUCACAGUUCCUGUAGCAGGCCUGUUCAGCGCUGCCGUCAUGGCCCUGUUCGUCUACGGCAUCCUGCCUUACGUAUGAAAGGGAGAACGAGGGAUGGAGAAAUUGUACUGAUGGGUAACGGGGUGAAGGCAAUGGAGAAUUGUAUUAAACCUGGAGGUGGUUAGAGGAAAGGAAUUGAAAUCGGGUUAGAGAUCUGGAGAUGGCCAUGGAGAGGGGGUGGGUGUUCUUAAGUUGCCUGGGAUGCCUCUAGACUAUUCAGACUUGUUAUCUCUACAAAGGUAUCUUUUAUUUUUUUCAGUUUUAGUGUUGUAAUGUUCCUGGAAGCAGUAGAUCUUAUUUUAUCAUGUGAUAUCAAGCAGUAAUGCAAAAAUAGUUCUGCACAAAAAAUUGAUCAUGGUCACGAGUACUCAAGAAAAAGCUCAGAUGAGCUCGUAUAAGCAUAGAUUUAUAUACUCAAAAAACAGAAGUGCAUGUAUUCUCAGAUUCACCAGUACACAGGUCAUUGUUGCUCUGAACAGAUGAUGCAGUACAAAAGCACAAAGCUAAAGCUUUAUUGACCUGCAUCAUUAAAUAUCAUGGAAUUUAUACACUAAACAUCAAAAAGCAAAACUGUAAUGAGGUCACGAGGUCAUGCAAAAUAUACACUGCAAUAACUGCUGUAUCUCCUGAAAUUAUGGCUUGGGGUCUCAAAUUAUUAAAAUGUAAAUAUUUAUUAACAUGCUUUUUACAUCCGUCAUACCUCGAAAGUCUCUGCUAUUCAAUAUUACAGCUUAAGAGCAUGCAGAGAGCAGAAUAAAACACUACAAAUCAUGACUUUUAAUCAUUCUUAUUGGGUAAAAAGCUGUCGUUUUAGCAAAAAGGA
Trichomycterus rosablanca is the source of this 3435-nucleotide messenger RNA. It is a transcript of the gene slc20a2, whose product is annotated as solute carrier family 20 member 2. Gene Ontology annotation, molecular function: phosphate transmembrane transporter activity. Bases 675 to 2651 code for a protein of 658 amino acids. The record is from RefSeq and is a predicted model, not a curated record. Lineage: Eukaryota; Metazoa; Chordata; Actinopteri; Siluriformes; Trichomycteridae. The transcript has 13 exons. Gene Ontology annotation, biological process: phosphate ion transmembrane transport. Gene Ontology annotation, cellular component: membrane.